AUGCCUCCCAGCAGAGCCGCCCUUGGCCGUAGAGCCAUCACCAACGAGAAUGACGAGAACAGUGCAGUGGGAACAACACGGUUGACACGAUCCAAAUCCGCUGCAUUCAGUGAGGAGUCUACGAGUGGUGCAAAGAAGCCCCUACAAUCUAAGAAGGCCACGGCCAACCAACCCCUUCGAAAGCGUGCGGCGUUGAAUGAUCUCAGCAAUGUCACCAAGGGAGAGAUCGUAGAGGGCAAGAAGAAUGUAGGAAAGGGAGGGCUGGUAUCGAAAGCUUCUCAACCAACAGGUGUGCAGAAGAACUUAUCUCGUACCAAUUCUUCGAGAUCAGCAUUAAGCACGAAGGACACAAACAAGAAGCCAGAGCCAAAGCGUACCGGAUCCGGAGUACUUGCUGGUAAGCGGAAGACCAGUUCGAUAUCUUCAAACACCGCGUCAAUCAAAGAAGAGACCCCAGCAGAGGAUGAGCAGCCGUCAAGAAAGAAGAUCCACAUCGAGGUUGAGGAGAAGGUAACCAUUGAAGAGUCGUAUAAGGAAAACCUUCAUGAAUCUGAAGCUGUAGAGGAAUCGAUCCCACAACAGUUCGCUCAGGGCGUUGAGGAUCUGGACAGAGAAGAUUUGGAUGAUCCAUUGAUGGUGGCUGAAUAUGUUGUUGAAAUAUUCGAGUAUCUGAAGAAGCUAGAGGUCGACACGAAGCCCAACGCUGAGUAUAUGGAGCACCAGGAGGACCUUGAGUGGAAGAUGCGAGGCAUUCUGGUCGACUGGUUAAUCGAGGUUCACACGCGUUUCCACCUCCUCCCCGAAACUCUGUUCUUGGCCGUGAACAUCAUCGACCGCUUCCUCUCCACAAAGGUCGUACAACUUGACCGUCUUCAACUUGUUGGUGUUACUGCGAUGUUCAUCGCGUCCAAGUACGAAGAGGUCCUUUCUCCCCAUGUUGCCAACUUCCGUCACGUCGCCGAUGAUGGUUUCUCGGAAGCUGAGAUUCUCAGUGCUGAGCGAUAUGUCUUGACUGCCCUCAACUACGACUUGAGCUACCCAAACCCAAUGAACUUCCUUCGACGUAUCUCCAAGGCCGAUAACUAUGAUAUUCAAACCCGAACCCUCGGAAAAUACCUCAUGGAAAUCAGUCUUCUGGACCACCGCUUUAUGGAGUAUUUACCAAGCCAUAUCGCUGCUGCUGCUAUGUACUUGGCCCGCAAGAUCCUCGAUCGGGGCGAAUGGGAUCCUACUCUGGCUCACUAUGCUGGGUACAGCGAGGACCAAAUCGAACCUGUAUUCAAGCUCAUGGUUGACUACCUUGCCCGUCCUGUCACUCAUGAGGCCUUCUUCAAGAAGUAUGCCAGCAAGAAAUUUCUGAAGGCCUCCAUCCUCACAAGAUCAUGGGCGAAGAAGCAUGCUUUCAGCCUUGGUGUCGAUGUUUCUCUCCCUCUUGACAUGGCCGCUCGAUAA
This is a messenger RNA of Cadophora gregata, 1452 nucleotides long. It is a transcript of the gene CLB2, whose product is annotated as G2/mitotic-specific cyclin. Gene Ontology annotation, cellular component: cytoplasm; centrosome; cyclin-dependent protein kinase holoenzyme complex. The record is from RefSeq and is a predicted model, not a curated record. Gene Ontology annotation, molecular function: cyclin-dependent protein serine/threonine kinase regulator activity. The coding region runs from base 1 to 1452 and encodes 483 amino acids. Lineage: Eukaryota; Fungi; Ascomycota; Leotiomycetes; Helotiales; Ploettnerulaceae. The transcript is spliced from 4 exons. Gene Ontology annotation, biological process: regulation of cyclin-dependent protein serine/threonine kinase activity; G2/M transition of mitotic cell cycle.